This is a messenger RNA of Pseudomassariella vexata, 1231 nucleotides long. RefSeq lists its product as uncharacterized. The transcript has 6 exons. The record is from RefSeq and is a predicted model, not a curated record. Gene Ontology annotation, molecular function: monooxygenase activity; oxidoreductase activity, acting on paired donors, with incorporation or reduction of molecular oxygen; iron ion binding. Lineage: Eukaryota; Fungi; Ascomycota; Sordariomycetes; Amphisphaeriales; Pseudomassariaceae. The coding region runs from base 1 to 1092 and encodes 363 amino acids.
AUGUCAAUACCACUAGACGUUGUGGCCCUGGUGACAAUCUACUUCGUCACGUACCAACUUUCGUCUCGGAAGAUUGACCCGCAAGAGCCGCCUAUCAUCAGCCCCAAAAUCCCGGUAGUAGACCAUCUGUUAGGCAUGGCAAUAUUCGGAGGCCGUUUUAGCAAGAACACGGGCAUACGCAACAAGCACGCACCGGUAUUCACGCUACCGGUCCCCAGCUCACGCAUCUACAUUGUAACACAGAGAAUCCUCGGCUUUGACAACACAAUUGCCGAUGUUACUCGCCGGAGCCUCGACUCAGGCCCGGGUGGAGAAAGAGUAUUUCCGACUGAUAUCCUGGAGACGGUCUAUUCUUGGCUCGGACCUGGCGACUACCUGAGUGAGAUCAGUUUGGAUGCGGCCUGUGAGUUCAAAGCCGAGUUGCUGGUCUGGGUUCGACACUUGGUCACCGUCUCGACAGCGAAAUAUCUGUACGGACUACAGAACCCGAUUGCCUUGCAUCCCCACCUAGAGGAUGCAUUCUGGGAUUUUUACCAUGGCCUGGGGAUGCUUUUGAUUAACAUAUUUCCACGAGGCAUGACGCGGAAGGCAUACAAGGGCCAGGAGUUGCCAAUGGGCUCUAAGAUCAUUCAGGAGCGCAUCGCACUCGCACUUGCACUUGCACUUGCACUCAAGCAUGGCUGGACCCUGUGUGCAGCUCCACGGCCAAAAUUGUCGUUCCUCUCUGUUGGCAUCGUUAAUGCCUCGACUUUCUGGAUACUAUUGAGCAUUUAUAUUUUCAAGACGGAAUGUCCUAUGCUCGUCGCAGUGUACAGAGAAUGUCUCCGCCUCAACUCAGACAACAACUCAAUCCGUGUGGUCAAGGAACCCACCCUUCUCGCAGACCGGUACUUCCUGGCCAUCCACCCCGCCGCGUUCCGAGCCUCUGGGGGCGGGAAGACCCUAUGUCCGGGACGACACUAUGCGAUGAACGAGAUCUUGGCCCUAGUAGUUUUGGUUGUACUGCUGUUUGAUAUGGAAAGUCCGGAUGGAGGCGGGAUUGAGGUCCCGAAGAAGAAUAAUGCGGUAUUGCCAGUUCAUGUCUUGCAGUGAGUGAAGCCAGUAAUGAUGGUUAUCAAGCCAAGGCGUGGUUGGAGAGAGGGGAAGACAGUAAGGUCAUCAUAGGCAACGAGUGAACGUUGGUGUCGCGGCAGCGGAUUUGUUACUAGACAUAAAAUUGUGUGUACAGAGC